AUGGCAAGACCAAAGUUUGCUUGGAUCGAGGAACGAAAGAAAAAAAAAACUGCUUGCCAGAAGAGGAUGAAAAAGGCUGAAGAACUAAACAUCUUAUGUAAUAAGAGUGAUUGUUUGGUCUUUUUCAGCCGUGAUGACGAUAAGUUGGUCGUGUGGCCAACUCGGCAUGAGGCUCAAUCUCUCGUCGAGCUGUUUUACGCGUUACCUGAAAACCAUAGGAACAUGAAGACGGAGGAUCAAGAUUCGUCAUACAAGACCAAUACCAAAAUGAUUGAGAAGGUAAUCGAGGAGUUGGAUAUGGAUCAUCUCAUUUUCCAACUUCAAAAUGGUAAAAUGCUUAUUGCUCUUUCUCAAACCGAGAUUGAGAGUUUAAUAUCAUAUGUAAGUAAGAAGAUUACGGGUACGGAACAUCCUUAUACAAGUGUCAAUGAUAUCCCAAAGGCUACGGACGUUGAACCUGAAUCCCCAAUGGGAAGGGGAAGUCAAGUCUAUAAAAUGGACAAGUGGUUCUUGGAUGAAGAUGGGGACAUGGAGACCUAUGAAGAAGAGGGCAGCAAGUCUAGUGGUGCGGACGUUGCCUAA
Eruca vesicaria subsp. sativa (arugula) is the source of this 582-nucleotide messenger RNA. The record is from the annotation of a GenBank genome assembly. Lineage: Eukaryota; Viridiplantae; Streptophyta; Magnoliopsida; Brassicales; Brassicaceae.